Messenger RNA from Seriola aureovittata, 3725 nucleotides. Its product is annotated as LHFPL tetraspan subfamily member 7 protein. Bases 830 to 1558 code for a protein of 242 amino acids. The transcript has 4 exons. Lineage: Eukaryota; Metazoa; Chordata; Actinopteri; Carangiformes; Carangidae. Gene Ontology annotation, cellular component: membrane. The record is from RefSeq and is a predicted model, not a curated record.
UGCUGUUGAUUCAGUAUAUAUAGUUGUACGUCCAUCUCUGUGUUACAUUGUGAACAUUUCUAGGAUAAUAAUAAUAAUGUUUGCAUUGUUUUUUAAAGACGUUAAACGUUAAAUUUUGAGAAGAGGAAUGGUCAGAAUUGAAAUGGCUAUUAUGGUCUUUUAGUUCCUAAGGUCAAGCUCCAAAAACACUGGAUCCUACAUUUCCCAUAAUGCAACCAAAUGGCAGGCUUACUUUGUCAGACAUCUCCAGAGCCACAGACUUUAUAUAGGCUGAGACUGAGAACUUCUCAUCACCGUGAGCAAACUGACAUUUAUGUGUAAAAUUAGUGCAUUGCCUCUUUAGUUAUAAUUAUUUCAAUUUACUCUGCGUUUUACUGUGGUGGCUCUGGUACAUUCACAACAGUCUCAAAUCUUGCGGCGCAUCGUCUUCGGUAUUUUUACUUUGAAAAUCACGUCCGGAAGUACUCCUUUUAACCUCUGUGAGCUUGACGUUGUCCAGACGCACUCCUCCUGAAACGCAAUGUGCGCUGCUGUCCGUGUUGAAGCAGCGCAAGUGCCUUGAGAGGAGCAGAGGAGCUGAGGACCCAGGACCUGUCUGGACUGAACCGCUGCUCCAGCUGCUCCAGCUGCGCGCACAGCUGCGCGCACAGUUUUGGGUGUGACAAACAUCUUGUGUGUCAGACUGGGGCAUGUUUCCAGUUCCAGAUGUUCUGGGGGGCACGCGCUCACACAGCUGCCCCUGCGGAUGUCCAGUGAUUUGAUGUUGUGCUGAUGUAGCGCUGGUCAGGGGCUGAAGUUGAAGUCUUGCUCUUGAAGGUGUGAGCUCCAAAUGCAUUCGCUCCUGGGCCGGGAAAAGAAAGAAGAAGAAGCCGGGUUUGGGAUCGAGCUGGGUCUGUCUCCGGGCUUUUUGCCCCACGCUGCCACCAUGUUCAGCUGUGUGGGCUGCUUCUGGGUGCUCCUCUCCUCCGCUCUGGUCGCCGUCUGCAGUUUCAGCUUCAUAUCUCCUGCCUGGAUUGUUAAGGACCAGCUGAGGAACAGCCACCACCAGCAGCACCACCCCCACCACCACAACAAGGACUCUGUGAGCUUCGGCUUGCUGUGGCACUGCUCGGAGUCUCUGGACCACAUGUACCGAUGCUACACCUUCGGGGGACUGGGUAAAUUUGCAGAGAUCCCCUCCAGCUCCUGGCAGACCAGUGCGGUGCUGUGUUCUGGCGGCUGUGCUCUGCUGGCUGUCAGCUCCCUGUUGGCCAUCAUCACCAUCUUCCUGCCCAGCGGAGGAUGUGAGAGGAGGAUCUGCACCCUGGCUGGAUACAUGCAGAUGGCUGCAGUGUUCAUCAUGGCCGCCGGACUGCUGGUCUACCCCUUCGGCCUCAACUCCUCACUCGUCAGGUCCUUCUGCGGGGACUCUGACAUCUACUACGCCGGCGAGUGCCAGAUCGGCUGGGGCUACAUGCUGGCUAUUGUCGGAGUCAUGCUCACCGUCUUCUUGCCCUUUUUUGCCAAAUAUGCACCGAAGGAGCAGCUGUCCCCCACCCCUCUGCCCACGCUGUUAUAGUGCAUUGAAAUCUUGGUUUUUUUCCCCCUCCUGACCUGAGCUUGAUGUCGCGGAGAGACACCUGCAUCCCAUUUUUUAAAGGCGAUGCUGUUUGUGAAGCUGACACUCAGUGAUAACUGAAGCUGACACUCUAACAAACACUGUCUUCCUACAUCAUUAUGUAAUUAAUUCAAAUCCAGUUCAUUUAAAUGGAAUGUCUUAUGUUUCAAUAAACUGUGGUUAUAAGUUUUACCCUCAAAUCUGUCACGACUUUUCCACAGUUGGACUUCUCUGUUUUCUUCAUGUCAGCUCUGGGGAUCAGUCGAAGGAUGCAUCGAGUAGAAACCCCAUUUCACGCAGUUAAAGAAAACUUCCACAAACGUAACAAGUACUUGAUUAAAAUGUGUUUUUUUUCCCCCCUUCCUUUCAUUUGUGGAAACAAGUCAACAUUCAGUAAGCAACAUUCCUUACAGACAGGAAGUUGUCUGCAUAAAGACAGUGGAAGCAUGAGAUUAUGUGGCAGUAUGACUCGACCAGUCUAAUUAUGUUUAAGAAAGAGGUCGUGAAGAACAUUUGACUCCGAGAGAGAGACACUUUUUUGGCGUUUGGACUGUACAUAUGAUUUGGAUUUAACAGAGCUGAUGUCUGAGGCUUGAAAAUAACAAAAUUGAAAAGAGGACUUUUUCUGCCUCCCAGUCAUGUGAUCAGACAGUGAACCGGCGGGAGUCGAGAAGAGGUUUUCACUUCCAACGACAGCGCUUUCAGUAACUGUCAUUAAGAAAAGGACAAGGAACACAGCAUCAGACCUGCCGAGAGGAUAAAUGGAAAUGUCUUCUCAUAACAAUGAAGUGAUUCAUAAUGAUAUGUAGUGGUUUCAGAGCAGUGUUGUCAAAUGUUUCAUGUUGGGAUACUGCAUCCUUUUGUUAACCUUUUCCCUAGAAUUGUUUGUGUAAUGUAACUCCCUCGUUAAACAUAGACAUUUUUUAUUUCUGUCUGCAACACACAAUACUAAACACUAAUUCAGGAAAAAAAAAUGACUGCAAAAGGCAGGGAGAUGUAGGAAUUGUGUCAAAAUGCAUGAUAAGAUGGGCUUUGUUAAUGGUAGAACAAUUGAUCUAGAUUUUAAAUGUGAUCUGACCAACUUGUGCCUUUUAACAUAACCAAGACAAGUGUUUAAUACGAUUAUCAGGUUAUCAUCUUUUUCUGCUGAAAAACUGUGGAUCCUGUUAUGUGAAGUGAUUUAUUAUUUUUCUUUUCUUCCUAUUUUUUCCUCUCAGUAUUAAAAUGUUUCUCGUGAACUUGAUGCAGUAUGAUCUCAUUAACUUGAGAAAAUGUCCUGGAGGAAAAAAAAAAAAAAGAAAAAAAAAGAUGUCUUCUAAUCCUCGGAGGUAAUGGCAGAGAGAAGAAGAAAAAAAAAGGAAAGCAAAGCACUUGUGUUCAAUUAUGCCCUGAGAUAUUUUUGCCAAUUACCUAGAAGAGUUGAAUCACUUGAAUCGCUAUAUUAAGAGGUUGUGACAUGCAGCUAACAGAUUAAUUCCUGGAAUCCUUGUCUUAUGUGGUUCAGAAUUCGAGUGGAAGCAGAAGGAGCUGUACAAAUUGAACUUCGCCCUUUGGUAUCUGUGCUGAGCUGACACAUUACUCACAAGAUGUGUAAAACGUGGCUUCAAAUAAUUAGCUCAAAUAAGCAAAUGUGUUGGUGUGUUUUCGUCAAACCACUUCUCCUUUUAAGCGCUGGCACCAUUCCUGUCAUGUUCCCAGGACAAAAUGUCUCCUUCUCCACUUACUGUCCCUGUACACUGCCAAUUUCAUCAAGCUGGACUCCCUUUUCUAGUGGGUGUUUAUGUGCGUAUUAGUGUUUAAUAAUGGGUUGGUGUCUGCUAAGGGGUUAAACUUUAAAUAUCCCCAAAAUUUGGGUUCCCAUAAUGACAUAUCCUGACAUAUAGAAAAUUGCUGUCAUUAUGUUGCCAUAUUUGAAAGAAGGUCAGGAGAGAAGUGUUGGUAUUGUAUUGGACCUCAUACUGUGCUUGACUGUGGGAAUGAUUGGCGUGACUGCACUGGACUUGUUCCCCUAUUUGUUGAACCAUUGUGUGUAAAGUCUCAGCACUGGUGAAACUGUUUUGGUAGAGUAGAUUAUUGUUUUUUCCAUUGUGAUGUUUGACUGUAAAUAAACUAACUGUACUUGAUAUCA